Molecule: messenger RNA, 821 nt
Organism: Ruditapes philippinarum (Manila clam)
Lineage: Eukaryota; Metazoa; Mollusca; Bivalvia; Venerida; Veneridae
Product: M-phase inducer phosphatase 1-like
Exons: 6
Biological process (GO): positive regulation of cell cycle G2/M phase transition; protein dephosphorylation
Cellular component (GO): cytoplasm; nucleus
Molecular function (GO): protein tyrosine phosphatase activity
Source: RefSeq, a predicted model, not a curated record
AUGGAUUCACCUGUACAAUGCACGUCACCACAAGAGUGGAAUGUUGCAUUCGACACACCAUUCGGAAAGAGUUCCGUCAUGGAAGGUGACGUUGGCGGAAGUGAAAAUGAAACAUGCUCUAAUGCGACAAGAAAUACAAUAAGAUCUCUUUUUAUUGACGAAGACUCUGGACUCGGAAUGGACACAGACACGACCGACGAUCAGUUUAUUUUAUCGUCUGUACCGACUUUUAUAGGAGAUGAAGAUGACACGUGUUUUGAUGGCUCCUUUACUGAGGUAAUUGACACAGCGACACCUCUUGGCUUCAAAUCAAAGUCGGCUAAAAAGAAACUGUUUACCAAUAAACGUAUUGCCGAUAUUAGUGAAGACAAUUUGGAAUUUUCUCCGUCUGUGAAACGAUUCAGAAAAGACGAGCCAAAUUCAUUAUUAAAGUUCGCUCUUCAGAAUUCUCCGAUUCAGCAGACGGACGAUGACGUUAGCUGUAUCAUCCGGGCAGUUGACAGACUUACAACGGAAGUUGAUCUUGUAGCAGACGGAUCACGUGACUACAGUUUACCUACGAUUAGAGGGAAACAUGGCGAUUUGAAGACUAUUUCCGCCCAAACUAUGGCCGACAUUGUAAAGGAAACAGAUGAAAGCGGAAAUGACGUCAUGAUUGUUGAUUGUCGGUACCCGUAUGAAUUUGAAGGAGGACAUAUAAAGGGCGCUGUAAACCUGUACACGAAAGAGGAUGUUUACAAACUUCUUGAGUUGUCUGAAACCCAAAGACCACGUGUUCUUGUGUUUCAUUGUGAAUUCUCAUCGGAACGAGGCCCAAAAAU